AUGUCGACGGCCACGCAACCUCCCAAUGCUGCACCGCAGUCUGCGCGGCGGGUCCUCCCCUACAAAGACUUUCUGCAGCCCGCGCUGCAUAGACGGUUCUCUUCGACAGCCCUCGUUUUGCUGGCAAUUGCCUACGCGCAGUCCCUGGCGCUGUCUAGCUGGUCUGCAUGGCUCUGGGCAUGGUUCCCGCUCAGCGGCGCUGGCUUCCGCGCGCUCGUCAUCUUCUUCUGCGGCCUGGUGAUCAUCAUCCUACGAAUCGCCCAGUUCCACAUCGGCAUCCGCACGAGCAACUCACCCUUUGAGACGUUUCUCUACAACGCCGCCAAGCCCAAGACCGUCGAGACUGUGUUUUCCUACUGCCUCGCCGGCUGGCUCUACGGCCAAGUCUUCCGCUGGUCAGCGGCCGAGAGCGCCGCCCUCGGCUGGAUCACACACUAUCAGGGUGACCGUGCCCGACUCAACGAGCGCGCUCUCUACCUUGUCGUGCACGUUGUGUGCGUCGGUGCCGUCAACGCCGUGCUGCAUCUUUUCUGGGAUAGCGACCGCCUGCUGCUUGGAACGGCCCGGCCUGCGGCAGCCAGCGAUGGUAGCAACGGCGGCAGCAGCAGCGCUGCGGCCGGAAAGUCGUCACAGCUGUACCGCUCGUUGCUUGCGCAGCUGCCGUUCUUGAUCAUCUCCGCCUUUACACGCGCAAUUGUAGGCCUCGUGACGAGUGUGAUUGUCUACAACUUCUUCCUGCGGCCCAUUGCCUGGCGCUUCACGCUUGCCCUCUUCCGGCCUUUCUUCAGCCUCCCCAAGUCGUCGCUCCCGCCGUCAAUGAAGCCUUACUUUUCGACGUGGACCUACCUGCCGCGCUGCUUUCAGGCUGGCUUCCUGUUCACGCUGCUGGUCGUCGUUGGCAACGCUGCUUUUUCACUGUUUCUGGUCAAUGAGCCACUCAAGGACGGCAGGCCCCUGACUUCGGACUCCAAGGACCCCAACGGCAGCUUGUUGAACGGGCUGAAGAGCAAGAAGGACAAGAUCAAGGCGUUCUCUACGUGGGAGCUGGCCUUUAUCGCGCGCAACUUUCCCGACCGCCGAGUCGCCAUCUACACGGAUAUUGACCGCAAGGACGGCUCGACCUGGUCGCAGAUCUGCAAGCUGUGCCUGGAUACGAUUAAGACGCUGGAGAACCGCAUCGACCCACCGGCUCCCGCUGUGCCGGCACCGGCCGCCAGGAGCAGCGCGGACGACGCUGCGCCCGAAGCCAAGCGGCUCACCAAACCCGUCCGCAACGACCCCAACAUCCUGGUGGCUACGCCGCCGAAGAAGAAGACGUUCUCGAGCGAGAUGGAGAAGAUGGUCAACAAGGUCGCCAUCGACCCGCAAGACUCGCCUCGCCUGAGCCCGCUCACCAAGCAGGUGCUCCAGGACGCGCGCAAGCGGCUACAGGAUGUCCAGCGCGACAUUAGCGGCCCCGAGAACCCCAACAGCAGCCUGCAGAACACGGUUCGCCAGUUCUUGGCACUGCCUAUUGUUGGUUGGCCGUUCCGCCUGCGGUUCCAGAACCGCAUCACGGCGGCUGUUCUUGGCGGGCCCUACGGCGAACCGAGCGUGUACGUGAACGCUAUUAAUGCGCUUUGCCUUCUGGCCGUGCACAGUCUGCAAGAGGACAAGUUUGGUAAUGUGCAGCGGGACGUGGCCAUGAUUGUGCGCGAGUUUACACGCGUGACGCGCAAGCUGGAAGGCUUCAAAGCCUCCUACCCGCUGCACUGGACAGAUGUGGAGGCAGAACGUGUGUGUCCCGAGGUGGACGCUAUCUUGGACGCAUUCAAGGACAGCCUGACCGAUCUCAUUGCGAGUUUUGGCCAGUACAGCCGCGACCUGCGACUCUCGCAGACUGACAUGCGGCUGGCUGAAGAGGCGGCCACAGCCGGGCGUGAAUCGCAGGAGGAGCCUCAGCCAGAUGAUGGGGAUGAUGCCAACCCCGAGAUGGCCGAAUUACGGUCAUAA
This is a messenger RNA of Sporothrix brasiliensis 5110, 1992 nucleotides long. Its product is annotated as nucleoporin NDC1. The record is from RefSeq and is a predicted model, not a curated record. Gene Ontology annotation, molecular function: spindle pole body-nuclear membrane anchor activity. The transcript has a single exon. Gene Ontology annotation, cellular component: nuclear pore transmembrane ring; spindle pole body. Bases 1 to 1992 code for a protein of 663 amino acids. NCBI's taxonomy places the organism in Eukaryota, Fungi, Ascomycota, Sordariomycetes, Ophiostomatales, Ophiostomataceae. Gene Ontology annotation, biological process: nuclear pore organization; spindle pole body localization.